AUGCCAAAAGGUUCCACGACACCCUACGGCUCAAUCUCAGCACCCCAAGAAGAACACGAUACAUCCACAGCCAUCAAUUCGUCUUUAUCCUCUUCAACAGUCCGAUUCGGCACUCCUGAAGCCCUCGAACACGUUCGAAAACUCACCGAUGUAGGAGCCAUGACUCGUCUCCUCCGCGAAUGCAUUGCCUACCAACGAGCCCUGGAUCUUGAACUGGACACCAUUCUUUCCCAACGCUCCGAUGUCGACAAACAACUGUCCAACCUCCACAAAUCCACCGAACUCCUUGAGAUCGUCAAGGCCGAUUCCGACCACAUGCUCUCCAAUGUCCGCUCCACAUGCGAUCUCGCCGAUCAGGUCCGCGGCAAAGUCCGCCAACUUGAUCUCGCUCAGUCCCGCGUCAAUGACACUCUUCUCCGCAUCGACGCCAUCGUAGAGAGAGGUAAUUGCAUUGAUGGCGUUAAGAAAGCUCUCCAAACUGAAGAUUUUGAAUCGGCUGCUAAAAACAUCCAGACCUUCCUCCAGAUCGAUGCCAAAUACAGAGAUUCUGGUUCGGAUCAGAGAGAACUGUUGCUAGCAUAG
Molecule: messenger RNA, 582 nt
Organism: Ilex paraguariensis (yerba mate)
Lineage: Eukaryota; Viridiplantae; Streptophyta; Magnoliopsida; Aquifoliales; Aquifoliaceae
Source: the annotation of a GenBank genome assembly